This is a messenger RNA of Brassicogethes aeneus, 3140 nucleotides long. The record is from the annotation of a GenBank genome assembly. Lineage: Eukaryota; Metazoa; Arthropoda; Insecta; Coleoptera; Nitidulidae.
UGGCCAAAAUAAUAUCAACGAUUCCAUCUGGUCAUCAAUUGUCCCAUUUUACCAUACGUCUAACAAAAACUCACGCAAUCACAUGUGGAUACGAUGGCAUGGUUUUGGUGCGUGAUACGGAAUUUCAGAAAGAAAUCGCUUCAUCGAUGGUGCAUCAUCGCAGAUUCGGUGGGGUAGGCAUCGCAUUCAUAGAUCCUUUGGAACAAUAUAUCAUUUCCUUUGGAAGAGAAUCCGUUUUUACUUGUGCCAAACAAGUGGGAAACGUUAUUUCCCUUAAAAAAAGGUUGGACCUAAUGGAUCUUAUGAAGUCUCCAGUUUUCCAGGCGAUUUUUAACAGAAAAACCAAAGGAUUUUUUCCAGAAGAUGGAAGAACAUGGCUACAGGUUGAAGAACAAAAAAGAUUUAAAGAAGAAAAGGCUAAAUGUAAGGAAUUAAAAGAGAAUAUUUUACUGGAUCUUAUGAAAAUCAAAAAGGUUAUUAGGGGUUUAAUAACUGCAAACAACAAAGGCCCAGAAAAUCAAAAGUUAGAACUUACCGAAUUCAAUUUGGAUAUUCAGGCUUACAAGGACAAAUGCAAGAAAAAUGACGAACUAUGCGAAAUUUUGACAAAAUACUACAAAACAUUGAUAAGUGAACAAGACAAAACCUAUGACUACAUUAAGGUCAACUAUUUUGAUACGAAUGUGGUUCUCGAAAGGCAACUGCAUGCAAUUUUUCAAAAGUGUAUUGUCACUAAUUAUGCCUUAUGUGCCCCCAAUACCGAGCAGAUGGAGGAGAAUAUCAAGAAAACUGAAUAUAUUAAGCUCGAAAAUAGAUGUAAUAUUCCAUUUUUUCCUUGGGUGCCACAAAGUCAAAGUGAAAUACAAAUGGUGCUCAGUGAAAAGCCAGUAAUGAACUUAGACACGUUAGCUUUAGAGGCCAGGGAAGACAUAACUGAAGAUACAAUUAUUUGCAUGGAUGGUACGCAAUCCUCACAGUUUAUUGAAAACAUGCACAAUGAUCAGUACCGUAUGUACACAUUGAUACAGUCAUACCAACAACAAUCUUUAAGCAUGAUAAAAAUAGAAGCACUAAAGGAAUAUUUCAAUAAGGAGUUUGACGCUCUUAUGGAUCAAAAAGAGCGCGAGAUGUUAAAUUUAAGGGACAAGCACUUGCGUCAGCGAAAAAUCAUUUCAGAAACGAACUAUUUUUCAACCAAAAAUAUAUUUCUCGACAUUGAAGAUCCCGAAUGGGCGAUCGAAGAGAAUCCGAAACAGUAUGCUCAAGUUUUCGAAUACGAAAUCAGGGUGACUCCAUACAUUUCGCCCAGCGAACAGCUCAUAUUGGACGCUAAAGCCGCCGAGGACGAGAGAAUUCGACUUUUAUUACUGGCCGAUGAUUUUAAAGAGCGCGCACUUAUGGCUAUGAUGAAUGGCGUUUUAGAAAUAAAAUGGGAGGACGAACUUAAAAAAGAUGUUCCCAUACCUAAAUGCAUGCUUGAAAAAGAUCCAAUGACUUUCAAUGAGGAAGAUUUGCGUGCUGUAAAGGAUUACGAGGAUAAGGUAAUAUUCCUAAACAGCGAAAGAGAAAGAUACAAAACAAUGUUGGAUAUUGAAUUCACAAAAAAUUGUUUAAACAUAAAAGACACAAUUAAAAGGUUCAACAAAAAAGUUUCCCAACUUAAUAUGCUUAAAAUGAAUGUGGAAUCGGCUAUGGUGCAGGAACAAAUGAUAAUUAGUUCACGCCGAUUAUGGCAUGUUAAAAUAAUGGACCUGGACAAAAAGAGAAUAAUUACAUUAGAGAAAAUCGCACAUACAGAAGGUAAAAUUGAAGAAUUAAUUAAACUAGUUAGAAGUUUAGAUGACGUUGUAAGGGAUAGCAAAACGAAAAAUGAGACCAUUAUGGGAAAGGACAAAUUAUUGGAAAAAAAUUUUAAACGAGAAAUUUCCGAAUAUGUACCCCUUAUUCAGGACAUGGCAUUAAAAUUAUAUAAAAAACGACCCAAAGCAUCCUACAAACAAAUAACAAGUGCCACAAUACUAUCCGAAUUAAGCAGGUGUAUAACUAGUGGAGAACGAAGCGUUGGACUUAAUCAAGAUGGUUUGGACUUUCUUAAUUCCCUUGAUCAGUUGGAUAGUGGAUCUCUUAUGACGCCAAACAUGGACGAGCAUAUUUAUGCAAACGUUUGUAAAUCUCGUCGAGCAAAGAUUGAACUCGAAAUUAAGUUAAGGGCGGCCGUGCUCGAACUAAAUUAUAUUGAAACGAUCGUUCAGCUUUACAAUAAAAGAUUGGCAUACAAAAAAGAAUUGCUCAAUCAUUUGCAUAGCGACUUUAAUGAAGCGCGAAAAGAAAAAAUCCAUACAACAUUUAAUUCUGUGAUUCAAUUGGUGGUCAGAUCUGGUUAUGUAGAGUUGGCUCUAACGGGGUCUGUGGAUGAUUUUGAUGAUGCCAUUAUAAUUACAAAAGAAGAGGUUGAAAACAUUAAUAGCUAUAUUGUGGCAAGUGGAAAGAAAAAACUUGAUAUAAUGGUAAAAAAUAUGUCGUUUCAUAGAAAAGUUAUGGAUAAUGAAUGGCGUCAUGUUCGAAGGCGGAUGAUUAUAAAUGAUUUAUCAGAACAAUUAGGUGAUGUAUUGGAUGUUAAGCUGUCUAAAGAAAUUCAAGUUUAUCUCAAACAAAAAUCCCUAGGGGGUAGUUUAAAAACAAACACUCUGGAGAUGGAAAUGGAACAACAAAAACAUGCUUAUAUGUUGCAAAUAAAAGAUCUACAUAGGGACAUAAAUAAUUUUGGAAGGCAAAUGUCUAUUAUGAAAGAAAGGGAUGAAAUAGUUAAGAAGGAUAUUUUAAAUGCCAAUAUUGCGAUAAACACAUUAAAAACGCAAAUUGACCCAACAAUAAAUCAAAAGGACUUGCGUAUUAAACGAGAAAGGAUGAAAACAAUUGUUCAAAGGAGAAAUAUUGUGCAGCAAAUGCAGGACAACCACGAUAAAAUCAUGAUACUUCAAACUGAAUUGGAAUUAUUACGUCUUAAAACAUACCCAACAUUCCAAUACAAAGUUCUUCACAAGUCUUAAUUUUGUUGUAUACAAUUUUUUUUAAUAAAUGCAUUAACAUAAUUUUUAUUAUAAAUUCACAAUUUACAGUUCUCUAAAUGGUCUUUUUUU